Messenger RNA from Oxyura jamaicensis (ruddy duck), 306 nucleotides. Its product is annotated as feather keratin 1-like. The transcript has a single exon. Bases 1 to 306 code for a protein of 101 amino acids. Gene Ontology annotation, cellular component: intermediate filament. Lineage: Eukaryota; Metazoa; Chordata; Aves; Anseriformes; Anatidae. Gene Ontology annotation, molecular function: structural constituent of cytoskeleton. The record is from RefSeq and is a predicted model, not a curated record.
AUGUCCUGCUACGACAUCUGCCGCCCCUGCGGACCCACCCCGCUGGCUAACAGCUGCAACGAGCCCUGUGUCAGGCAGUGCGAGGACUCCCACGUUGUCAUCCAGCCUCCCACCGUGCUGGUCACCCUGCCAGGACCCAUCCUCAGCUCCUUCCCCCAGAACACCGCCGUUGGAUCUUCCGCAUCAGCUGCCGUGGGCAGCAACCUCAGCUCCCAGGGAGUGCCCAUCUCCUCUGGGGGAUUUGGAGGCUUUGGCCUGGGAGGCCUGGGCUGCUUCUUUGGUGGAAGAGCCUGCUACCCCUGCUAG